UAUCCAUUCACAGCUCCCGCUUCGAAAUCAAGGUAGCACAAACAGCUGCAGUUUCUAGAGCCCUCUCUGCCACUCGUGAUCUCCACCAGCCACGAUGCCUGCCCUCGCCAAGCCCGCCUCCCGCCCCGCCAAGACCGCCGCGGCGCCGAAGCCGAAGCCCGCCGCCGCCAAGCCGAAGGCGGCCGCCGCCGGUGCCUCCCACCCGCCCUACUUCGAGAUGAUCAAGGAGGCGAUCUCGGCGCUGAAGGAGAGGACUGGCUCCAGCUCCCACGCCAUCGCCAAGUACAUGGAGGACAAGCACGGCGCGUCGCUGCCGGCCAACUUCAAGAAGAUGCUCUCCAUCCAGCUCCGCGGAUUCGCCGCCAAGGGCAAGCUCGUGAAGGUCAAGGCCUCGUACAAGCUCUCCGACGCCGCCAAGAAGGCCGCCCCCAAGCCGAAGGCCAAGCUCGCCGCCGCCAAGACCGCUGCGCCCAAGCCGACCAAGAAGGACGCCGCCAAGCCCAAGAAGACUGCCGCCGCAGCCAAGCCCAAGAAGGCCGCCGCGGGGACCAAGCGCAAGGCGCCUGAGAAGAAGGUCGUGGCCAAGCCGAAGAAGUCCCCCGCCGCCAAGGCCAAGGCCAAGCCCAAGACCGUCAAGUCCCCCGCCGCCAAGAAGGCCCGGAAGGUCGCCGCAUGAGAUGGGUUGCUUAGGUCGUAGUAGCUCUGAUCGUCGUGUGGCGUUGGUUAGGAGUUGUACAAAUUAAGCGUGUGCCCCCCAAAGUGUCUCUGGUGUGUUCUGUCUUAGGCAAGAUCUAUCUACCAUGGUUUAUUUAGUGUAGCAAAUGGCUAGGCUCCUUGUGAUGCCGACGUAUCCAGUUCUUCCUAUAUAUGAAAUCGACUUGGUUUCCGAAAUUUCUA
Messenger RNA from Sorghum bicolor (sorghum), 897 nucleotides. RefSeq names its product histone H1. The transcript has 2 exons. Gene Ontology annotation, biological process: negative regulation of DNA recombination; chromosome condensation; nucleosome assembly. The record is from RefSeq and is a predicted model, not a curated record. Gene Ontology annotation, molecular function: nucleosomal DNA binding; double-stranded DNA binding; structural constituent of chromatin. Gene Ontology annotation, cellular component: nucleosome; nucleus. Lineage: Eukaryota; Viridiplantae; Streptophyta; Magnoliopsida; Poales; Poaceae. Bases 95 to 676 code for a protein of 193 amino acids.